GGGAUGUAUGGUUAAGUAAACCUACCGAAUGCUGGAAAGCCUGGAUACAGUGGACAUGGAGAGGAUGUUUCCAUUAGACGGAGAGUCUGUGAUCUGACAGCAUAGGCUCAGAAUAAAGACGCUUCCCUUUAAAAUUGAGUUAGACCUGCGGUGAGAGAUUUAUUGGAAUAAAAAAACCCAACUGGAAGCAAACCACGACUGAAGAUGAGGGAACAUCAACAAGUGAACCAGCCCGAGGAUUGAGAGCAUCAACUGAAGAGAAUCCAUCUGACUCGGAGAUUCCAGUGAUUCAGUCAGGAGAAAGUUUGUUAGACCUGCGGUGAGAGAUUUAUUGGAAGAAAUACCCACAACUGGAAGCAAACCACGAAUGAAGAUGAGGGAGCAGCAGCAAGCGAACCAGCACGAGGACUGAGAGCACCGACUAGAGAGAAACCCUUUUGACUCAGGGUUUCCAUUGAUUCAGUCGGGAACAAGUCUGGCUACUUUUGAAGACCCUGAGCUGGAGUUACACCCUGACUUUGGUUCUUUGCAGGAAUUCAACCAGCUGUCAAUGUCACACAACUAUAUGAUAUGCCAAGAACAAGGCUUAGAAGACUACCUUGUCUUCAGGGUUCCAGGAUUUUGAGGCUCUGGAGGUGGAUGGACAAUUGUUAAAAACAACAAGGAAUUUGUCUAUGGGAAUUCAAACACAACACACCAGUUUUGCUGUCUCUGUCCAGAUAUUUUAGGAGUGGAGCAAGGGAUUCAAUCGACCAUCCUUCCUACUCAGACUGUGGAGAGGGAUUUGCUCAAUCAUCUGACCGACUGGCAUGCCCAUCAUCUUACACAUGGGAGAACCCACUCAGACAGUGGGAUUGGAUUCAGUUGGUCAUCACAACUGAAGGUACAUCAGCAAGUUCACACUGGGGCAAGGCCAUUCACCUGUUCUGUGUGUGAGAAGGGAUUCAGAAGGUCUUCCCACCUGUGGACACACCAGUCAGUUCACACUGGGCAGAGGCUGGUCAGCCGCUGAAGUUAUAGGGAAAGAUUCACUUGGUCAUCUGACCUAAUGGCUCACCAGCGAGUUCACACCAGGGAGCAGCUGUUCACCUGCAUGGACUGUGGGAAGGGAUUCACUUCUUCAUCUCAACUGAAGCUACAUCAGCGAAUUCACACUGGGGAGAAGCCGUUCACCUGCUCAGACUGUGGGAAGACAUUCACUCAGUCAGCCCACCUAAAGAGACACCAGAGUGUUCACACUGGAGAGAAGCCAUUCACCUGCUCAGUCUGUGAGAAGGGAUUCAUUCAAUCAUCUGACCUACAGAUACACCAGACAGUUCACACUGGGGAGAGGCCAUUCACCUGCUCAAUCUGUGGGAAGACAUUCAGUCAGUCAUCCUACCUACAAAGACACCAGAGAGUUCACACCGCGGAGAAGCCUUUCACCUGCUCAGAAUGUGGGAAAGGAUUCUCUCGAUCAUCCAAUCUACAGAGUCACCAGCGAGUUCACACUGGAGAGAGGCCAUUCAGCUGCCCACACUGUGGGAAGGGAUUCUCUCUGGCAUGUCACCUACUGAGUCACCAGACAGUUCACACUGGAGAGAGGCCAUUCACCUGCUCAGACUGUGGGAAGGGAUUCAGUCAGUCAUCAAACCUAAUGGCUCACCGACGAAUUCACACUGGGGAGAGGCCGUUCACCUGCUCAGUCUGUGGGAAAGGAUUCACUUGCUCAUCUCACCGACUGAGACAUCAGUCAGUUCACAAUGCUGAGAGGCAGUUCAGCUGCUCAGAAUGUGGGAAGGGAUUCACUCGGUCAUCUUCCUUAUUGGCACACCAGCGAGUUCACACUGGGGAGAGACCAUUCACCUGCUGUAAAUGUGGGAAGGGAUCCCGCCGAUCAAUCAUGUACAGAGACACCAGCGAGAUCACACUGGGUGGAGGCUGAUCACCUGCUCAGACAUUGGGAAGAAUUUCUCUCAGACAUCUCCGCCAAAUGUGCAUCAUUGAGUUCACACUGUGAAGAGGCCGUUCACCUGCUGUGAAUGUGGGAAGGGAUUCACUCAGUAAUCUAACCUUGUGACACACUGCUGGGUUCACACUGGGGAGAAAGUUUUAGUAAGCUUCAUGCUGGAGAUUUGCCCAUCACCGUUGCGGAAUGCAAUUUCAAGAGUGACUGUCGGUGAUGAACUCUGCAAUUAUUGCUGCUGCUCCCCACACCCAGUUCUGUACCCUGGUCACUGGGCAUGGCAGGAGUUUCUUCUGCUGCACAUUCACCUUUAAUAGGACUGGAGUUUAAUAUUGUGGGUCUGAGACAAAUAAUUAGUUCUAUUUUAAACUCUGUCUCCAGUACUUAGUGAAUUUAUAACACAGCUAGAGUACAGUAGAGUCAAUUCAGGCUGGUUGAACCCUGCCAGUGAUUCAGUUCUAUGACAGUCCUUUGAAAUCCUCCAAUUUCUGGGGUGAAGAGGAAUGACAUUGGCAGUUAACCCCCUUAUUCAGGGCUCAUUUCCACAUUAUGGGUCAUUUUCCCUGCUUCUAAAGGGUUGUUAGAAAACACCACUGUCCUGUAAAGGCUGAAAGCAGAAUGGGAAACCAUUAGUUCAACCAAGUGGGGUUAGAAACCAGAGGCUGGUCUGCACAGGGCAGAGUUUGGGGCUCUGGAUGAUGGUCGGGUUAAGACCGUAUGAUGAGGAGAAGGGAACCAGCAACGGGGCGGACAACGAAUGACAGAGUAGCAACAUUUGGAAGCUAAUUGACAGAGAUAAUAAUUCAAUUGUCUGACUGAUGACACAAAUAAUGCCUGUGGUGAGGUACUCCAUUGGUUGAGGAACUAGUGUGUUCAGAAUAGUUUUUUCUAUUGAGGGAGUUGUUCCUGCUUGCUUAUCCUGUAAUAUUAUAUCCAUUUGGUUAUUAUGGAUUGUCCUAUCUGCAAUAAUGUAUUGAUUAUCCUAUAGUUUGUAAGAUUUUGACUCUAAAACUGGAUCAGGCCUAAAUUCAUGGUGCUAUAAUGAAGUUAUAGUGGUCAUGAAUGGGUUUGUGUUUUAAAGCAAGAUUUUGGUGAAUGAUAUUUACCACCUGAUUGUACCUUUGUAAGUAAUCAGAUUGAGUUAAACUGCUGCAGGAUCCUGGAAUGUGUUGGAUUGUGUCUGGUUUCUCCCGGCAUUUUCUGCAUUUAUUGCCUUUUUUGUUUGUCUUUUAUGUAUUUCUGUUUAUUUUAAAAUGUAAUUCCCCAAGGCACCCGUUUCUGGGAAGAGGUCUCCAACUCUGAGUCGGGCGCUCGAUGCUUCCUUGUCACCAUCUGGUCUGCUCAGAUCAUUGGGAUGUCUCCCAUGGAGGGUCAUACUCAUUCCACUGGUUAAUGUUUUCUUCCAUAGUGAUGAUUCAUUUUUCUGAGUUGGCCUUUCAUUUAAGUUUUCUGGUCUGUAUUUCAAAUCAGAUUUGUAUAUACCUGUCUGGUGUGCUGAAUCCUGUUUAUUUUGUAUGAAAAUGUAUACUUUAGAAAUCUUAUCAGACAUUUGAUUUUUUUAAAUGACUAUUAUAGCUCUUCCCAGUUCUGUCCUCGGUAAUUUUCAUCUAAGUGGUAAAUAGGGUUUUCUGAAUUUGUCAUUUCAGUUCUUGUUUUUCUUUGUGAAGUUUCCAGAUUGGA
Molecule: messenger RNA, 3625 nt
Organism: Hypanus sabinus (Atlantic stingray)
Lineage: Eukaryota; Metazoa; Chordata; Chondrichthyes; Myliobatiformes; Dasyatidae
Product: zinc finger protein 239-like
Exons: 5
Coding region: 1049-1924 (291 amino acids)
Biological process (GO): regulation of transcription by RNA polymerase II
Molecular function (GO): DNA-binding transcription factor activity, RNA polymerase II-specific; RNA polymerase II cis-regulatory region sequence-specific DNA binding
Source: RefSeq, a predicted model, not a curated record